AUGCAACAUCCCCGAAUAUUCAAUUCACAGUCGAAUCCACGAUCGAAGAACCAACCAUCAACCAAUCUAACCAAUACGCAACAAGGAUCACCCUCGAUUCUAGCUCAACAAAUGAGUGCCAAUCAAGCAAGCUUAACUAUUGGAUCAUCUGCUUCAAUCAUUUCUGGAACUGGUUCAACUACUAUUUCUUCACCUUCAAACUUUAUGAAUCGAAAUAUUGGAAGCACAAUAACUAUAGGAAGGAAGGAUAAUUCAAAUCAACAUGAUAUUCAUAGAACUCCAAAUCUUAGUAUGCGAACAAUUGCCCAGAAUAGAGAUCCAAUACAAUUAACUGUAUGGUUUCAUGAACUUAGAUCAUCAGAAGAAGAUGUUAUCAUCGACUCAAAUGCUCUCCCUGGUGGAGUUAGAAAUGGUCAACUUUAUGAAUUACAACUGUUGGAAUCUGAAAGUUCAAAGAAAUUAUUAUUCAUCAUUAAUAAUAGAAAUUUAAGAGAUAGACCUGAAGAAAAACCAGUCAAUUUAAAAUCAAAAUUACAGAUCUCAUUGAUAUCAUCUUUACAAAGAUUAAUGGAUUUACCUCCUAGAAGUUUAGUUCAAAUCAAACAAAUAUUAGACCCUAAAUUAGCUGAAGUCGAUUCAGUUGAAAUAUUCAUUAAAGAUGUAAACUUAUCUCGUGAUUCAAUGUGGAAUUUCUCAUCAACUUUAGUUAAUACUUGUACAUAUGUUGAUAAACGAUUAAUCUUUUUACAAAAUCGUUGUGGGACAGUUAAAGCCAUAUAUAAACGCGGUAAACGAAUAUUCUCAGGAUAUAUCACUGAAUCAACCAAGAUUAUAUUCCGUUCAGAAAGUGCUAAAUUAACUUUAUUAGUUCAAUUAUCACGAGAAAUGUGGGAUUUUGAAGAGAAUGGUGAAAUCAUCUUUCAUAAACUUGUUAAUAAUUUAUUUCCCAAGAUUUUCAAACGUUGGAGAGAUAAACAAACACAUCAUUCCAUUACCAUUGUAUUAUUUACAAGUGUUGAUUUAACUGAUAUACCGUGGAUGACAUUAAAUCAAGGUGAAAGACCGAACAACAGAAGAGAUUAUUAUAGAGUAGUGGUUGAUCAAGUUAAUCUCACCCAAUGGGAUAAAAUCAUGGCUAAUUUAAGAUUAGAGUUUGCUAAUUUUAAACGAGAUAUAAUGUUAGAACAAUCAGAUAAUCUGGGUUAUAUCUUAGAAGGUGAACCAUUGCCUUCCGUCAAGGGGAAUUUACUUGAAGCUAUAAAUUUAGCAACUUCCAUGAGUUGUAGUAGGUUUGUUAAUACUGAUUUAAAACAUUCUUUGAACCAUUUAAUGGUAGUUACACCGGGUACAGGAUUAUUUGAUGUUGAUUAUCAACUCUUGGUUGAAACUUCUAAAAAGCUCUCAAGCAUAGAUAGUGGAUUGGAUAUUAUUUGUUUAAGUCAACCACCAUUACAUAUUGUUCCAUUAUUUAGAUAUAAUAAAAAUGGAGCAAUUGGUCAUUGUGUACCAACCUGGUGUGAUAUUUCAUUCUUUAAAGAUUCAAAUCGAAUUUCAAAUCAAUGGAUGCCAAGAUGUAAGAUUUAUGAAUUACAAAUGAUGGGAGUUAUGGAAAAUAAUAGAAAUGAUGUUAGAAUAGAAAGAUUUCAAACUUCAACCACUGCUUCAAAGACAUUAUUAGAAAUUAUGGAUGAUUAUGAUAACAAUGCAUUCCAAAAGAUAAAUCGACAAAGGUUAUUAGAUAGUGAUAAUCUUUCCAAUUUUGAAAUUAAAAAUAAAUCAAAGAUUGAUAAGGUUAAAAAGCCACGAAUCACUCCCUUAAAGAAUGCUCAGGCAACAUUAUCGUUGAUCUUUAAUGCUAGGACCACGUUGUUGCCCACCACACAAGCUUCUUCUUCGACCAUAUCUUCAGCAUUGGGUACAGUAACUCAUACCAGUAAUGAAACAUCGGCUCUUUCUAAAUUGUAUACUAUAAAUAAGAACGUGGAUGAUAGAACUAUAGCACCACCUUCAAGAAGUAUUACCCCUAUAUCAGCUACAAUUAGAAGCUUUGAUAGUUUUGGUGGUUCCAAAGAAUCAAAAGCCAGACCGAUUAUGAUAGAGAAAGAUAGUCAUAGACAUUCAACCACAUCCUCCAUUAAAAACAAACAUCAUAAACAACCGAAGAGACGUAGUCAAAGUAAAGGCUCAAAUGGUAAUUUAAGCUCUUCUCAAGAGUUAGAAAAGGCAACUGAUUUAUUCUGGACAGAAAUUUCUAAUCCAUCAAAGGAUUUAAAUGCUGAAACUAUUAUUCAUGCUAAAGUUAGUAGAUGGUCCAAUGUAUUUCCAACUCAAGUUAAACGGAAAAUCAUUAAAUGGAAAUCAUUUGGAUCUCCAGCUGCUUUACCAAUCACUACUCUUUUAUUCCCUACUGCUAAUCAGUUAGAAACGGAAUAUACUUUCCAAAUUUACUCCGUCAUGUUGAAUGAUGAGAAUUAUUUGGAAUUAAGAACAACCCAUGAAUUAAUGAGAGAAAUGAUUCAAUUACGUUUAUUACUUGGAUUCCAGAUUUGUUUUGGUGAUGUGGUAAAGAAAGUUGAAGCAGAAAGAAAAACUGGGGGUAGUGCUGAAAGUUUAAUCAAAUACUUCCCUGCUCACGGUGAUAGUCUUGGAGCUCGAAUCUAUAUGAGUUUAGAGAAUGAAAUUCAUCGAAUUCAUUGUGAUUAUAAUGGAAAUCUAAAUGUUCAACUUUAUAGACGUACUGAAAAUACAGAAGAGAACAAUAAAAUCCAUUUAGGUCCUAAUAGAGUCACUCCAUACUUCCCAUUAAUCAGAACAAGAUACGUGGAUGAGUAUUCAAAUGCUAGGAUGGAUUGUAUCAAUCUGAAACCACAAACUUAUAAUUGGAAUCAAUUUGAUCAAUUCUUGGCAGGAUUUGAAGAUGCCAUGCCGGAAUCAAAUAAAGAAUUCUUCAAGAUGAAGUUCGUUAUCAUGCCCGCUCCUAUUUCCAAGAAUUCAUUUUUUAUAAGUAAUGAAAGCCUUAGUGAUGAAGAAAUUCGGGUGGAAGGACUUCGUAAAUUGAUUGCUUUAAUUGAAAAGGGUAGAUAUAUUAAACGGGAAGACCAGAUCAAGAAAAAGAAACAACAAGAACCGAUACCGGAGGUUGUUUUCUAUACCGGUAACUUAUAUGAUUUCCUUAAUGAAGAAGCUGAGAAUCAUGAUAUAACUGGAAAUCAACCACCGUUAAUGAUUCCUGAAAAUAUGAGAUUUAAUAAGAGUAUUAAGCUUUCUGAUUUAGCCCAAGAAUUACAAAGUCCAACUGGUUUGAAAUUAGUAGAUAGAACUUGGCAUUUCAAACAACAUUUGCAUUGUUUCUUAGGAACUGAAAUUGUAUCUUGGUUAUUAGAAUGUUUUGAAGAUAUCGAUACUAGAGAAGAAGCAACUGCUUAUGGACAAAGUUUGAUGAAUAAGAAAUUAUUCAAGCAUGUUGAACUGAGACAUGGACUUUUAGAUGGUUAUUACUUUUAUGAAUUUGAAGAUGAAUUCAUUGAUAAAACUUAUAAAGAAUCUCAAACAGCAGGUUCAGGUUGGUUUGCUAAGAAAGUAAUACCUACCCCUGCUGCUGUUCCAGAAAGAAACAAUAGUGGUUCAAACACUCCAAUACCAGGUACUCCAACCUAUACUAGGAACAAUUCCGAUGCAGAAUCUACUUCAUCACCUAAUGUUCCGGAAAAUCUUGAUUUAAGAGUUGUGACUUCUAGUAAUUUGGUAGCGAAUGAAUCUUCUGAAGUUUCCUCUAUGAGUGGAUCUUUAACUCAUGGUAAAAAGAGAAAGAAGUUUAUUUUAAGUAAGUCUAUCAAAUUUAAUGUUGAUCCUUUGAAUAAAUCAUAUAGACCUGAAAUUAUUACGGUCCAUUAUGAUAGGGUUCAUAAUCCUGAACAUUGUUAUCAUAUAAGAUUACAAUGGUUAAAUGCAUCUAGUAAAUUUAUUGAUGAGACUAUUACUACAUGGUCAAGAUUAUGUGAUAGACAUGGUCUAAAAUUGGUUGAAACUCCAUGGAAGGAACUUUGUACCAUUCCUCAAAUAAAUCCAUUCCAUUCAUUUGUAGAAAUGAAAUUUGUGAUAAAUCCAUGGUUAGAUGAUGAAUUCAUUGAUCCAAGAAUCAUUAAGAUUAAUAAAUUUUAUUAUCAUUUCUAUUUCUUAAAGAAAUGUGAAUUUUUAUUAGAUAAUAGAGCUUCAUUAUUUUUCCAAAGAGAAAAUAUUGAUAUUUCAUAUAGUUGGGGUAAACCAACUUUCCAAUAUGCUCAAUAUAUUCAUAAAACAGGUAGUUAUAUUGUCGAAUUAAGAGAUAAUGGAGAUUUCUUUGUGGCUCCUAAUAAUAUUCAUGUGAUUAGAAACAAUACUAAUUUAAGUAAUUUACCAGAUAAUGAUAAAUCAAACAAUUUAGAUUCUCAAACCAUCAUGUUGAAUUUCAGAUCAGCGUGUCAAGAUGUUGAGUUCUUAAAGUCUUUGUUUAGAGAAGCAAAAGAAGUUUGGAGAGAAGAAUUCCUGGCCGAAGUAUUACCAGCCGAUCUUAAUGAAAUUUAAAUAAACA
Molecule: messenger RNA, 4570 nt
Organism: Scheffersomyces coipomensis
Lineage: Eukaryota; Fungi; Ascomycota; Pichiomycetes; Serinales; Debaryomycetaceae
Gene: IML1
Product: Iml1p
Exons: 4
Coding region: 1-4563 (1520 amino acids)
Biological process (GO): intracellular signal transduction; positive regulation of autophagy; negative regulation of TORC1 signaling
Cellular component (GO): GATOR1 complex
Molecular function (GO): GTPase activator activity
Source: RefSeq, a predicted model, not a curated record